Engraulis encrasicolus (European anchovy) is the source of this 4831-nucleotide messenger RNA. RefSeq names its product 3'-5' exoribonuclease HELZ2-like. Lineage: Eukaryota; Metazoa; Chordata; Actinopteri; Clupeiformes; Engraulidae. Bases 1 to 4548 code for a protein of 1515 amino acids. Gene Ontology annotation, molecular function: helicase activity; metal ion binding. The transcript is spliced from 10 exons. The record is from RefSeq and is a predicted model, not a curated record. Gene Ontology annotation, biological process: regulatory ncRNA-mediated post-transcriptional gene silencing; inflammatory response; regulation of apoptotic process. Gene Ontology annotation, cellular component: cytosol; P granule.
AUGGAGCAGAGUGAGCUUAUCAAAAGGGCGCCAAAGCAUUCGCCCAAACUUGCAGAUUGCACUGAUGGCGUAGACACAAUCCUGAAGCAGUUUCCUGGCAUUUUCUUCGAACUGUGCGAGACCUGCUUCCAUAACUCACCCCAGCGAAUAUCUGAGCGUCAAACAGCUAAUGCAUCCAAGCGGCUGAAAUGUUGCACCUCCAAGCAUCCCUGGAAACCAAUCCUGGUUUACUCUGGGAGUCAGGGACAGAAUGUGGAAUACCAUGUUAUCAGGCCGCGCCCCAACAAACCCUACUCUCAGUGGCGCUACUGCAAGUAUGUGAAGCGGGAGCAGACCUGCUGGCACGGCCACCGCCGUUGCUGGUUCGCUCACAGUGCUGUGGAGAUGGCAGUAUGGACAGAGGAAAGCAAGCGCCCAUUUGAUCGCUCCAGACUGCUGACAACAACAAAAGAUGCUAAGAUGUUGCAGGGACCACUGGCCAACCCCACGCCACCGAAGAAGUCGUUGAGAUGCACAGAGAUGCAUUACCGCAAAGUGUGCCAAUGCUAUUCCUACUCCAAGGAAGACUACAUGAACCACUGCUUCACUAGUGAACACAGGAGACGCAUCUUUGAGGGAGAGUUCAUAAAUCCGAAAUACAGAGACCCCCCGCCGAAGCCUUAUUCCUUUCAAAUGUGUCCAAGACCUGGCACAUGUAAGCGCGGAGACGGGUGCGUGCAGGCUCAUUCGGAGGAAGAGCUACAGGAAUGGCGCAGCAGAAGCAAGGCGGCCAGGCGGAAGGUGAAAGUGGCUGAGGAGCAGGAGCUGCUGUCCUAUCAGGACCAGCUGCUGGGGGAGUACAGAAGCAGUCCCAAACCCCACGACAUUAGAGCUUUGAAAGUGACUGCGCUGCUCAAGCAGGAGCUUGGUUGUUCUUUCACAUUAGGUGACGACAGUAAGGGAAAUCGCACCUACCUUAGUCAUGGUGAUCACAAGAAGCCAACAUACGAAAUUAAUGUGUCCUUCGAAGCCUUUCACCCUGGCGUGUUUGAACAGUGGCUAGUGUUUGACUUUGACACACGUCCAGUUCUCCUACGCAAACUCCAGGUCAAAGUUGGAGUGGCCCCAUCCCUCAGACCCCUACCGGAGAUCUGUGACAAGCACCCAGCCUCAACAGGGUUCUUGCCUCCAGAUCUGGUGGAACCAAGACUUUGGAACCGAGGUGAUAUAGUCAUCGUCCCAUAUUGCACCAAAGCAGAAGCAAAACCUCUGAGUGAGUUUAGGCGCCCUGAAAUAAACUGUCAGUAUGAUCAGCUGUUUGAUGACCUGGAUCCCAUUACCUGUGUGAACUACAGGGACCGAAUGCACAACUUCGUUUACCAAGAGGAACUUGCUGAAGAAAACAUUGUUUGCAGGCUUAAUGUUCGCGGAGCUGUAAAAUUCUCCAAGGCUUUGUGUGAAAAGACGUUUGGCCUAAAAAUAGCACCAGAGGGGGAACUGUUUGGUGCCCUGCAGACCUCUCAUAUACUGACUCCAGACACUCCAGAGGGUGUGAUGCUGAGGAGACGGGUGAAGUCUGUGCUUGUUGGGGAGAUGACCACCGACGACCAGAGGCAAGCAGUGUACGAAGCUCGCAUCCUUCCAGACACAGCCAGUGAGAAAAGCAUACACCUGCAGCUUUCGAGCAAGUGCUGCGCCGACCUUGGCCUUGAAAAUGAUCAGACGCGUGAGAUGGAGGUGCAGUUCCAGCUGAAUCGUCUCUGGUUCUGUGAGAUGCACAAGGCCAUCAAUCUUCUCCCAGACUUCUGUCACGUACUGCCAGAUUUUAGAACCAAGCGUGUUCCUGUGUAUACAAACAAACGCACCACUGAAAAGCACCAGCAGUACCUGAACGACCUUAAUGAGAAGCAACAAGCAGCAAUGGCCAUCAUCCUUGGACACACUGAGGGCAAUACCAGUGUGGCGCCUCUCUUGAUAUAUGGGCCCUUUGGAACCGGAAAAACACAUACUCUUGUCGUAGCAGUGGUCGAGCUGAUGAAAGAAGACCGCAAUAGAGUCUUGAUCUUCACACACACAAACAGCUGUGCUGAUCUGUAUGUGAAGCAUUUCCACAAAUACAAAUCCUCCAGUGACCUUAACGUCGAGCCCCUCAGAAUAAAAGCAAAGGAAGCAUCUCCGAGGAGCACCGAUCCCAUAACAGACGACAGCGAGUCCUUCAAACUCCCCAACGACAGCCAGUCCUUCGAACUCCCCAGCAGAGAAACAAUGGAUAAGACAAGAAUCCUCAUCAUGACCACAGGUGUGGCUUGCCUACUCAAGGACCUGAACCUCCCCAUAGACUACUUCAGCCACAUCUUGAUAGAUGAAGCAUCCCACAUGCUGGAGUGCGAGACGCUGAUGGCAGUUGGAUUGGCAGGUCCCGCCACGCAAGUAGUUUUGGCUGGAGAUCACAUGCAGAUGGGGAGCAAGCUGUUCUCUGUGGAUGACGAAAAGCGUUCAGACCACACCCUGCUGAACCGCCUAUUUCAUGCUUACCAGUUGGAAAAGAAUGCCAUGGCUACGCAAAACAAGAUCAUUUUUAACGAGAAUUACCGCUCCACCAAAGAGAUCGUGGACUUUGUGUCUUCUUGCUUCUACGUCAAAGGUGAAACGGUCAUCAAGGCCAAAGGAAAUGUUGCUGCUCAUCCUAAACAGUACCCCCUGAUGUUCAGUCAUGUUCGUGGCGAGUGCCAUCUAGACACAAAAACCAUGUCUUGGUACAACCCUGAACAGGUUGCCAAUGUGGUUGACAUUGUUCUUGAGCUUCUAUGCAACUUAUGGAAACAACGUGAUCUCUCUCAAGGCAUUGAACAUUUUGCUUCUGACAUCUGCAUUCUCUCUCAAGGAACUCAGGUGCGCCGCCUCAGGUCAGCAUUGAGAAAUGUCAACUUGCACAGUGUCACGGUGGAAAAUGCAGAGAAUGUUCACGGUAAACAAUAUCGAGUCAUCAUCCUCGUUACAGUCCUCUCAAAAGACACAUUGAAGCCUUUUACGUCUAACUGCCUAGAGUUCUUCAAUGAUGCCCGUGUCCUGAAUAUGGCCAUGACCAGAGCCCAGUCUCAGGUGAUAGUAGUGGGAGACGCUGCUGCUCUCUGCUGCUUCGGGAGAUGCUCCACAAUAUGGAGGCGCUAUUUAGAACACUGCAUUGAGAAACAAAGUGCCCGACCAGAGUAUUUGACCCAGUCUUUCCUGAAAUAUGAGAUUAUGGAGAUCUCUAGGCCUGUCCGGGCACAGGAAGGGGAUAUCAGCGAUCCAGUUUCGACAAUAUCAUGCAUGCCCGACAAUGACGUUAUUCUUCAAGAGCUCCUUGAUGAAAGUAAGCAGAGAAUCAACUGUCAGAGAAUCAACUGUCAAAGCUGUGUCCACAUCCAGGACCAUGGCAACUGUUGUGUGUUGCAACCCUCUGUCUCCUUGAAGAGAAAAGAGUGUGUGUACACUGUGAGUUCUCCGGCAGGGAGCUAUGAGUGCUCAGAAUCUGGCCUGCGCUGGUCGUGUCCUGGUCCAGUCACCCUGCAGUACCAUAUCAGCAAGGAGGAGAUUUUCUGGGCCCAGCUGCAGAUACUACAGUACCGACCGGUGGGUCCCCCUCUGAAAAUUAAGCUCCUGUCAGGAGAGCUGGAGGAGGUCCACCUUCCUCACUCUCUCUGCUUGGCGGGUACUAACCUGGCUGUGCUGGGAGACGCAGUCAGGGCCCUGCAUGGCGACGACAGUGGUGUUUCCCUGGAGACAUGUGAGCUGACUCGUUUCCACGGAAAGCUCCGAGCACAGCACUUCUCUAUAUGGCAGCUGGUGGCGAGUUGGGGUGUCCCAGUGAAGAGCCACUGUGAGGUGCUGAUCUAUGAGCACUGCCCCCGGCCGUUGAUUCUACACACCUUCCUGCUGCCCUCACCCUCCUCAGCCAUCCAGGCGGUGCAGGAGAAGUGGGGGGUCAGAAGCAUCACCAAGCCCUCCCCUGAUCACUCCCUAUGGAUCGACUCCACCCUCCAGCUAACCUCCCCAGAUUCCCUUGAGAUUGAGCCCUCAGACCUUACUCUCUCCUACAGGAACCCCCCAACCUACUCUGAGGUGUUCGUAAGGAACCCAUUGGAGGAGUUCAAGUUGGAGAUCAAGGAUACGGAUGACCAUACUGUUUGGGAAGUGGAGCUGAGGCAGGGAGUCGACUAUAACAGGACGCAAGACCGCACUGAGACCCCGGAUACCCAAGAGGCACACUCAGAUGAACCAGCACAGCGCAGCAGGAUACCUGUUCAGGUGGGCAGCCGGAUGAUCGCUGCCUUCCUGGAAGAGACACGCCCAGAGCUCAUCCAGAGUGUCACAGAGGUGAUGCCCAUAGCAGACCAGCUCCUCUCCCAGAGGGUCAUUUGCCAGGAGACCUACGCCAACAUCCAGGCUGCUACCACCAGUCAAGACAAAAUGAGGUCCCUGUUUGAGGGCCUGCGCUCAGCUGGGGCUCAGGGCAAACUGGCCUUCUACAGGAUCCUACAGGCACAGCAGCCCCACCUACUGGAGGAUCUGUGGACUACAAGAUGAAUGUGCAUCCAGCCUGGAAUAAUCUGCCCUCAUGACAGACAUUGGCUACAAAUCCAGUCCCCUGCAGAUUACAUGUCACAACCAAAUGUUAGCAAUUGUAUAAAAUCAGAUUCACAACCAAAUGUUAGGGAUUGCAUAAAACCAGAUGCAAAUUUCAAACUCCAUUCCUCCCUCCUGUAACACUUUCUCAAUGGGCCUUUUUCAUGUGACGUCAAAUACAAUGCAAUUGACCAUAAUCCUAAACAUGCAAAAUGUAAAUACAAAUGCAAAAGUGCUAAGUGAA